Messenger RNA from Diprion similis, 981 nucleotides. It is a transcript of the gene HLH4C, whose product is annotated as helix-loop-helix protein 1. Bases 409 to 768 code for a protein of 119 amino acids. Lineage: Eukaryota; Metazoa; Arthropoda; Insecta; Hymenoptera; Diprionidae. Gene Ontology annotation, molecular function: protein dimerization activity; RNA polymerase II cis-regulatory region sequence-specific DNA binding; DNA-binding transcription factor activity, RNA polymerase II-specific. Gene Ontology annotation, biological process: regulation of transcription by RNA polymerase II. The record is from RefSeq and is a predicted model, not a curated record. The transcript has 4 exons.
GAUGUUAUCAGAUAGAAGAGAUGCGUAUCAGUUGUCAGUGUCUCCGGGAAAUCGUCUGUUGAAUCUGAUUCGAGUUGUCGCUCGACACAUGUUUGAUACUCGAUAAUGGUAUUCGGCUGGUUAAAUUUCAAGUGAAUUUGUGGGUGAAUAAUACAUGUCCGAAGGUUUCCUUCGCUGACAGUUUUCGAACUUGUUUAACGGCUGAAGAUGAGGUUGAUGAUUAUCGUGACCAGUGAUCAGGAACCUAACAAAACGAACGAAAAUUGAUUCCAUUUGUUGUCUUCAUAUUUUGCACACCGCAACUAUUUAUUAUGACAAGGCAAUUUCUUACCCGACGCGCUCAACAAAAGACACGGUUCUUUUUGUCCACGGCAGUUACUGCGGUUUGAACGUUAGCUCCCGUAGACGAUGGACAGGGAAGCCUUGGUCCCAAUCGCUACUUGUUGUAAUCACAGUCUACAGCCGAGACGCAGGGAGAGGGAGAACGGGAUGGCAAACGGAGGACACGGAGCGAUGGUCCAUAGCGUUGGUCCUGGAUCGGGAACGCUUUCGCGUGAAGAACGAAGACGUCGAAGACGGGCGACGCAGAAAUAUCGCACAGCGCAUGCCACAAGGGAACGAGUGCGAGUCGAAGCUUUUAAUCUAGCCUUCGCGGAGCUGAGAAAAUUACUGCCCACCUUACCGCCGGACAAAAAACUCUCGAAAAUCGAAAUCCUUCGGUUAGCUAUAUGCUACAUCGCCUACCUGAACCACGUUCUCGAAGCAUAAUGAUUAAGGAUUAUUAAUUAUUAUCUGAUAUAGAGGCUUUGGAACGUCUCUAUUUUCUAUCAAUCUUCCUGUUAUAUUAUAUCAUUCUAUGCACACGUAUGUGCGCACCCAGAAAAUGCAAGAGGAAUAGUUCUGGGUGGGUGUACCUAUACCAAACACCAUGUACUAUAUCGAUAUCAGAAUCUCGGGUAUUGAUAAAUUGGAGAACGCGCA